Molecule: messenger RNA, 897 nt
Organism: Aspergillus oryzae RIB40
Lineage: Eukaryota; Fungi; Ascomycota; Eurotiomycetes; Eurotiales; Aspergillaceae
Exons: 4
Coding region: 1-897 (298 amino acids)
Source: RefSeq, a predicted model, not a curated record
AUGAAUUUACCCUAUUGCUAUGAGGCUAACCUCUGUAGAUACGAGAAGUACUUCGCCUGCAGUCGCUGCCUCCAUCUCCUCCAUUACUCCCAUUUCCGCUGCGGUCAAGUGCGUGGGAGAUGGGCAAAAUUAUGUUCUGGAAGAUGCUUUCGUGCUUGUAUUGGUUGCCUAGCUCAUGAGCGCUUUACAUUGUAUAUGGACCGCCACCGCAAUCGACCUGGAGCAAAUGGCCCUGGGCCAAACGUUGACCGAAGGGCUGCUCAAGCGACCGUUCCGCCAUAUUGGCCUCCUCCCAAUCCCGUGCAGCCUCCUGCGUAUCCCGCGUUACCUUCUGCGUAUCCCGCGCAGCCUUCAGUGUAUCUUGCACAACCUUCAGCAUACUCCGUGCAGCCUUCAGCGUAUCCCGCGCUGCCUUUUACUUAUUCCGCGGUGCCUCCUGUGCUAAUUGAGAUAGCGUGGAUACGCCGUGACUGCCACCGUGCGCUCGCAGCAAAAGGCGGACGAUAUCAUCAAAACCCACCUCUCGUGGAAGGGCAGGAUCAACUUCGUGAUUGUGUCGGAUCAUUUAAUGUCCUUUUUGAGGAGGUCACAGUGUCUUUCACCUAUAUUAUUCACACAGCGCCUCCCCUGAACAUUAAUGUCAAGGAUAUCCAGAAGGAGAUGAUUGAGCCUGCUGUGAUGGGGACAACGCAGAUACUGGAGAGCGCCCAUCGCCAAGGAGGAACAUCACUCAAACGGUUCGUUCUGCUAGGGAGUGCAGUUUCCGUCCUGAACUCCUUCGAGGAUAUGAGUCGCGAAGGACGCCCUUACACUGAAGAGGAUUGGAAUCCAGUCACUGCGGAACAGGCUAUCGAGCGCCAGGGCACCAUUCUAGGCUACAACCUCUCUAAAACCUAA